AUGCAGUCUAUGACUGGCGGGGCCAAAUUCGAAGACUUAGCGUACGAUGGUGUUAUGCGAGAUGGAACACUCUAUGACGGUUUGGGUCAGAUGACUGAUUCAUUUACCGGACCUAAUGAUUUUGAACUACCAGAUCCUUCUGAUACACGAGGAACUCGUUGGGUCGGUUGGAAUAAAUCCAUGUUGCUGGAAGAUGAAGUUGAGCUUACUUUUAAUUUUACUAACACUAGACUUUUCUAUUAUAUGGAUAUACACACUAACAACAUGUUCACCAAAGAUGUUCAGCUUUUCAAGGAGUCUGAAGUGUACUUCUCUCUGGAAGGAGAGAGAUGGCAAGAAGACUACAUAUCACAUGAACCAAAACAGGACCGGGUAUCGGAGCACGCCCGGGUCGUGCACAUAGACCUUCAGAACCGAACAGCCAAGCACCUCAUGAUGAAAUUGAAGUUCCAACACGAAUGGAUCCUGAUUAGCGAAAUAACCUUCAAAUCAGUACCAACGGUCGUGAACACAUCGACGGAAUUUUUAGAUGAAUACUACAGGACGGAUACGCCACCAUCGUCAAGAAAAAAACGCAAUUCCUCCCUCAGGGUAUCAGUGGGAUUAGCCUGCGGAGCACUGGUGGGGGGAGGCGCGUUCAUAGCCGCAACCGCUGUGAUUCUGGCGAAGAAAACUAGACGCAGAAUACCUAACGUUUUAAAGAAACCGUUUUGCCCCUCUUUGCGACAUGGGAACUCGAAUUCCAGAAACAAUCGAAGAGCACCCAGGCUGGCAUUGGCACUAGCGAAUUGCCCGCCAAUCCAUAUGUUACGCCCUGCGGUUGUUGACGAGGAUUACAGAGAGCCCUAUAAUAUUUGGAGGGAGACCCUCGGUCGUCGUGAUAAACGCGAUACACACGACCAAAACGAAUACAACGAAAUUUGCGAGGACUCCGAAUUUCCGCGACCCUACAUGAUGAAGAGACCUGAUCCGCACGAAAGUUUCUACGCCGCCACAGACAUAAUACAUCACACAUAUCCAAACGAGAGAUCCUGUCGCCACGAGCGGCCCACGCCCGGGCUGUUCACCUCCAUCAAACUUCCUGAAGCGGAGCCCCCAAACGGCGUGGCGCCCCUGCUAGACUUCCCGCGGGGGCGCAUGCGACCAGUUACAUUCUUGGGAGAGGGCCCCCAUGGGAGUCUCCAAAUCUGCGAGACCGAUGGUAUAGAGGAACUGAGCGACGAGGAGUCCCCGAGCUGCGGACAGCGCCGCCUUGUUGUUGUCAAAACUCUUUGGCGCGGCUGCCAUAGCGACGUCAAGGCCGCGUUUGCCCGCGAGGCGACAUGGGGCGCUGGAUUGAAGCACCCUCAACUAGCCAGGGUGCUAGGUUUGAGUCUGCUCGAGCCCCCGUGCGCAGCGCUAGACCGCGGCGAUGCCGUUCACCUGCCUACGAUAUUGAGACUGGACAGGAAGUUGAAUUAUUCGAGUUUAAUUCACAUAUGUUGCCAAAUCGCCGCCGGUAUGAAGUAUCUAGAGUCAUUCGAGCUGGUUCACCGAGACUUAGCAGCACGAAACGUAACAGUGACUGAGGACUUACACGUGAAAGUGGCGGACUACGCAAUGUUCUGCGAGGAGUUCGUCGGGGAUUACCACGUGAUGGCAGACGGGUCACGUUUGCCACUUCGCUGGAUGUCCUGGGAGAGCUUACUGAUGGGAAUGUACUCCCCGGCGAGCGACGUGUGGUCAUUCGGAGUCACGGUGUGGGAAGUCCUGACUUACUGUCUCGUAAAGCCGUUCGAUGAAAUGAACGAUGACCAGGUGGUGGCAAACGCUAGCGAGUGGCGUUGCGGCGGUCGGAACGCCUGCGUGCCCGCCGCGCCGCCGCCGCGCUGCCGCCGCGAGCUGUACGACCUCAUGCACGAGUGCUGGCGGCGCGAGCCCGCGCAGCGCCCGCGCUUCCACGACCUGCACCGAUACCUCGACCGCAUGUCGCACGGGUACAAACCGCCUAACAACCGCUAAGCUCGCCGCGCACCUAACCACCUAGCUACGAAGUGCA
This is a messenger RNA of Chilo suppressalis (striped riceborer), 2038 nucleotides long. The record is from the annotation of a GenBank genome assembly. Lineage: Eukaryota; Metazoa; Arthropoda; Insecta; Lepidoptera; Crambidae.